This is a messenger RNA of Alternaria alternata, 4718 nucleotides long. RefSeq lists its product as hypothetical. The record is from RefSeq and is a predicted model, not a curated record. The transcript has 3 exons. NCBI's taxonomy places the organism in Eukaryota, Fungi, Ascomycota, Dothideomycetes, Pleosporales, Pleosporaceae. The coding region runs from base 252 to 4508 and encodes 1418 amino acids.
GGAGAUAGUUGGAGCUGUGAUGCAGGUUGAAGACUCCGCGUCACUUAAGAAAGAGCUUAGAGGCGUUACGGGAGAACAACCAUCCUGUGCAGCGAGAUUCUGGGUAUCAGACGUUGUCCGCAUUUUUGCAAGUUCUUCCUCUUCACCUUCUGAACUGAGGUUUUGGUUUACUUUACCUACCUGAUGAUUUUGUCGCAUUAGUUUUGCAUGUUUGCUCUUCGUCUGCCAUCUCACUCCAAAAGUACAUCAAUAUGAGCUUCUGGGACGAUCCAGUCUUCGCUGGAACAGCACAACCAAUUUCCGCGACAACAGCCGAUACCACUCUGAAGCAGUCAGUUGGCAAGAUCGAAUUAACGGAUGAUCAACUACAACUAUACAAAGAGGAACCACCCAAAUUCACCAGUUGGGAUGGGUUCUGGGCUGACCCAGUAUUCGCGAAUGUCGCUGGAAGAGAAGCACCUCUUCCCGAAGGGGAGACCCGUGAGUUCUGGAAGUACGAGCUAGAUGAGUCUGUCUCACUCAGCUCGCUUUUCCCGGAUCUGUCAUCUACAGCAUUUGGAUCGGUCGCCUUCCGGAAAUCGGCCAUCGAGUGGUGGUCAAAGCCCAUUCUCGACAAGCCAGCUGGAUUAUAUCUCCGGACUGAGAUCGAGUUCAAUGGUCUGCUCGAUGGGAUAUUCGAAGUUUUCAAGCAGUUCCUUGGCGAUGAGGCAAAGCCAACGCUCCGGAUUUCUGCGUAUCUUGGGGUUACACAGGUACCGGAUGGAACGUAUGCCUCAGAUGGUCUGACAUUCGAGGGUUCGUUGCUUGGCUUGAAGUCUCAAAUGCCACCGGGGUUAGAGCUUGUCACCAUCCUCUCUGUAGGGGUACAGGUCAAUGUUGGGAAGACCAACACCACCACGGAAAUCGAAUCGUUCGUUGCACCUGCAAAGUCAGAAGAUGUUAGCUGCGCUAUCAUCGGCGAACUGCAUGCUUCUUUCCCUGGAUUGACUGGUCCACUCUUGUUAGCAUACAAAGCCUCUCUUGGAGAGACCUUCUUGAGACUGGAUAUGACCAUACCUGGGGACGGAAAAUGGAGGAGCCCACUUGGUGUUGAGUCAUUGCUGCUCGAUGAAGCGAAAUUCUCGAUCAACAUCCCACUGCCAAAGACGGUCGCCAAGCCGAGUGACGACACAGUCCUAGCUGCGUCCAAACAGGAUGUUCAAGCCCUAGCACCAACAACCGAGUCCCAAGAGCAGACAGCUUUACUCCCAGGUGGAGCAACGGCAGCUCAGCUUGACGCAUCGCUAUCCUUUACUGUGUCGGCGAAAUGGAAGACUUCCAGCAAUGGCGUGGUCAAACUGACUGGUGCUAUAUACAAACAGUAUCCCGAUGCAUCAUACAUCGAAGGAACAUUAGAGAGAGUCACCUGGAGUGACAUAAAGAAGCUGUUUUCCGAUAUUCACGGCGAGGAUCUGGCAACUUCCGAUCAUGAGAUCACCUGCGAGAAGCUGACUAUCAGGAUCUCCAAAGCUCAGCUUCUGCUCAGAGGGUCGCUUUCCAUCGAUGGGAGGCAUUUGGCCGCAGCCACCAUCGCCAUCACCUCUGCCGGUAUUCUCAUCAGAGCAGAUGUGCAUGAGUUCUCCAUAGAUGACGGCUACGUCACUAUUCAUGAUGCUUCGCUUACCCUGAUGAUUGGCAAAGCGGCUACUACAGCCUCUCCUGAAGGCAAGGAAAAGCAGCCAGAGACAACUCAGAAAGGCUGGUAUGGUGGACUCGAGGUCGCUGGUCGGAUCACGAUUAAAGAAGGUGUCUCCAAGCCUAUGGAUAUCAGAGUCGUCUUCACUGGUGGAAAGCAGAACGGAAAGAUGUUUUGGGUGCUUUGUGGUAGCAUGGACUCUGAUGUGUCAUUGAGAGACAUAGUGUCUUCUAUCGAUGAGCAUUCCGAGCUUGAUCUUCGACUAAAGUCUGUCUGUCUUGUGGCCUCUAACAUAGACAGUCCCAAGUGUCAUCUCAACACAAACGGCUACGUGAUUAGGCCUGGGUUCUAUCUGUGGGCUACUUUACAGAAGAUACCGUGCAUUCAGAUUGGUGGGAAGGUCAAAGAGCCUGCAGCAGGCGAUACGACACAGCUCUCUAUUGGUUGGAAGAAAGGCAGCAAAAUUCCAAACGUCUCGAUCUUCUUACCGAAGUCCUUGAAGAUCGACAUCGGCCCACGUUUCAGGACGAACAGGUUCGAGCUCCAGAUUGGUAGUGACCGUAGCCUGCGCUUCGUGGGGGGCUUCCAGGUGCGCAUGGACGACAAUACCGAGUGGCUACAAUUUGAUCUUGCCACGGAGGUCAAGGCAUUGGAGGUCGCUGGUGAGCUGGUAUUCACUGGACAUAUCAACAACCCUUUCGGACUCAGCAAGGAAAUCACGAUUGGCCCAAAGCUUGCUUUAGGAGUAAAAUUCAAAUGGCCUGUACUCGUGGCGACAGGUCUACCUACGGGUGGUGGUAUUCUAGGCUCCUUCUACCUUGGUAAGGUCAGCCCAGACAACGCAUAUGGGAUGGCGCUCUACGUCUGUGAAGAUCCCAAGGACAUGCUGAUCAAAGUCAAUACACCAUCCAUGGACUACUACAAGCUGAUCCAGUUUGUCGGAGCCAUUAUGGACAGAGAGGUACCUGCCACAGACAUGGAGAUACUUCAGCUCAAGGAUGUCGAUAUCUACGCCAGUGGAGGGGUAGCUUUUGCGGGUGACUAUUACCCCGCGGGCAUUCGGUUCAAAGGGAAAAUCAUUGUGUUUGAUCAUGAGGCGGGCAUGGACUGCUCGCUCACUACCGAAGGACUUCGACUGAAAGCAUGGCUUCAAACCAUCGAGCUCGGACCACUCAGUAUCGGCGGUACUAUGACACUACCAGAUAAACCUGGUGUAACUUUUGCGUUGUUGGAUCUGGAGCUUAGUAUGACGACACAGAAAUUCAUACUCAACGGCUUCGUGAAGAUCUUCAACCUCUCAGCAUCCAUCGACCUACAUAUACAGCUCAUGCCAGAUCCAGCCUUCUUCUUCAACUUCGAGUUGCUAUGGAGCGAUCUUCUCAGCAUCAAAGCGAAGGCUUUUAUGAUCAGCAAAGGUGAAGAGAAGAGCCUCUCGAGGAAGCUCGCAAACGCGGACUGGACUAUUGAUGUAGCUAUUGAGCAACAAAUUAUCCAGAGGAUGGUUGAGACGAUACGAACGGCCUUGGAGAAAUUCCACGCUGCUGUGAAAGCAAAGAUCGCGGUCGCUCAUGGAGCAGUUGCGGCAGCUGAGGCAGAGUACAAGGCCGGAAUCGAAGAAGCGCAAAAGACCUUGAUAUCUAAGCGUUCUGAGUAUAACCGACGCCACAAUGAGCUUGAUGACAAGAUCGCGGCACUGGAGCGUGAAGCCAACUCUGGGAUGAGCGCACGCAAUAAAGAUAUCCAAGAUGCGAAAACCAAUGAAACAAAGUCGACACAGGAAGCACGCCUCGAGCGGGACAGAAAGGUGUAUGAAAAAGAGAAUGAAGUCAAUGCGAAGAGGAACGAAUACGAACAUCAGGAGCAAAAGGGUCGCCACGAUGAAAAUGCUGCUCUAUCUGCAAGAGAGCUCAGGAAGCAAGACUUCUAUGCGAAAUUCGGUGAAGCUGACGCGUCACUUCAACGAGCACUGAACGAGUUGUCCAACGCAAACCGUUCAGUCGAUUCGAUCCGUGGUGAAAUCGAUCAUGUCGAAUGGCAAUUGAAAAACGGACCGUGGUAUCGUGCUCCAGACUUGGGCAUUCAAGCUGGCGCACUAUACGCCGCGUUGGGAACAGCGAAAGCAGGCUUAGCUAUUGCAGAGGCAUCUGUACAGUUGGUCAAAGACACAAUGAACUCCGGACCAUUCCAAAGCAUGAAGCAGGUAUGGUUAGACGCCAGCGAAGUCUUCGAAACAGUAAAGACGAUGGCCGCCAAAGCUGUACAAGAGGCCCUAAACCAGUUGAAGAUCGCGGAAGGCUUGUUGUCAGCUGCAAAGUCCGCAAUCGAGGGCGACUUCGAAAAAGCGAAACGGGAAGCCAGAGAAGUGGUCGACAAAGCGCAGGAGUCAUACAAAACCUACAAGGAGGCGCAGCGUAUUGAAGGAGAGAAGUUGCAAAUCCAACUAGAACAGCUCAAGAACAGCACGCAGGCAGCCGCCGUUACCACUGCAGAGGCAGCGCUCGAGGUCGCUAAGAACAACAACAUCGCCUUCAAAGCUGCACAGGCGGGUCUCGACGCUCUCGACACAAUCAAUGAUGCUGUCUACACAACACUCGAUGCAGCGGUACAGGCUGCGGGAACGAUAUGCGACAUCAGGGUGGCUCGGCUUACGGGUACACUUACUGCUAAUAAGCAAGAGCAGAAACCGUUCAAGAUCUACUUGGAAGGCACGCUGCUGAAAGAUGAGCUGAAGUUGAAUCUGGAUUUCACGCCGGGCGAGACUGGCAAAUUCCUGAAGGACGUGAGUUCUGAGGCACUUGCGCUGAUUACGCCGGGGAAGAAGAAGACGGUAUAGACAGAGAUAUGAGUGCGCAUUCUGCUUUUGCAGCGAACAAGUGUUCUUUAUUCGAGAGACAUACCAGCUAUACUGCCAUCUGGAAUUUCACGUGAUGAAGCAGCGUUUCCGUAAAUCUCUUGCCGAGGUGCUUGGGCGAGAAGGCCACGCAUGACUAGCGUAGGGAUGCCUGACGCUAACGCCAGGCACCAGCGCAGACGCGUUUAUUAU